GGAAGGCGGUCUGUUGAGGCAGAAAGCGCGAGGUCCCAAAUUCAUCGAAUCUCAUCUCCGUCCGGACGACAUUCGAGAGUGACAGCCACAGCUUAAUCCCCAGCUCCUCAACCGCCACCAUGGCUCCGCACCACGAAGAGCACUACCACCCCAAGGAUGCGAUCGCGGCAUCGAUGAAGACCACUAUGCUCACUGGUGGAGCGGGUCUUUUCGCCUCGGCCGUCCAGAACACCCUCACCAGACAGAACGUCGGCCCGCUGGGCGUGUUCAUCCGGAGCGGUGGCACCGUCGGUAUCUUCGCCGCCAUGGGAGGUACCUACGAAUUCGUGAAGACCGCAUCCGCCAACCUCCGUGAGAAGGAAGACCACUGGAACGUCGCUCUGGGAGGUUUCUUCUCCGGCGCCAUCCUGGGUCUCCGAGCUCGCACAUUCCCCGCCCUCCUGGGCUACGGCGUCGCUCUGGCCACGGCCACGGGCGCUUUCGAAUACACCGGUGGAUCGUUGUUCGGCCACAAGAAGAACACCGAUAUCGACGAGUUUGAGCGUCGGGAACAGCUCCGGAAGACAUACAGAAUCCCCGCAGAGCAGACUCUUGCCGAAUUGGGCGAGGGCCGAGGUAUCUAUGGCCCCGGAUACGCCGAGAGACGGGCGGAGAGAAUCAAGGAGGCAUACGGUAUCGAGGUUCCCACAACGGCUCCGGCAUCAUGAACAUGGUUUUGUUAGAUAUCUCUCCUGCGCAGUCCCUCAAUUCUCAGUCUCGUUGUGUAAAACUACUACUACAUCUUUUCUUAUUUCUGUCGAUGCCGUUCAGCUAGCCGACAUGGCACCUCCACCAAUGAAGAUUCCAUUUUCUGUUCUACGUGAAGAAGUACCGGCUACAAUUCCCGAAAAUAGAUACAGCACACCCAGCUAGUACCUCUACAUAGCAUCAAUGCAUGAUCUGUUCACCGAGAGCAGCCAAGCUGUGAGAGGCGAGGGGUAAGCAAAACAUAGCAUAGCAUAGCUCAGCAGAGACAGAUCAGGUGCCCGG
Molecule: messenger RNA, 1029 nt
Organism: Aspergillus neoniger CBS 115656
Lineage: Eukaryota; Fungi; Ascomycota; Eurotiomycetes; Eurotiales; Aspergillaceae
Product: NADH-ubiquinone oxidoreductase 213 kDa subunit
Exons: 4
Coding region: 120-707 (195 amino acids)
Biological process (GO): mitochondrial respiratory chain complex I assembly
Source: RefSeq, a predicted model, not a curated record